UCCACCACCACUCUAGGUAUUAUUACUCUGAUCUUCACUUUUCAAGCAUUACUACAAGCAUUAGUCUUCUUGUUUCACCAGUAACGAAGCUCUCUCUUUCUCGAUCUCUAUCUUUAUAAAGUAGAAGAAUCAAGAGCAAUGGAUCAUACGAGUAGGAAAGAGACGUUGCUUCUCAUCUUUCUCACAAUAUCCUCAGUGGCAACCAGCACAAGCCCAUGGCCGAUGGACGGAAACUAUGGUGCUAGCUAUUGCUUGAGCUGGAGACUAGGAGUAGAGACCAACAAUGUACGUUUGUGGCGCAUAGUUCCUCUGCAAUGUCUCCGUUACGUUGAGGUAUAUAUGCUAGCUGGUCAAUAUGACAGAGACGUCCAGUUAAUUGUGGACCAAAUUAAGGUUUAUCUCAAUGAGAUAGUCCUUCCUGGUGAUGGCAUGGACGCAUGGAUCUUGGAUGUUGAUGAUACUUGCUUGUCAAACGUCUUUUACUAUCGGCUUAAGAGAUACGGAUGCGACCCUUAUGAUCCAACCGGAUUUAGAACAUGGUCGAUGAAAGGAGAGUGUCCAGCAAUACAACCUGUUCUUGAAUUGUUUAAUACACUAAUAGAAACAGGCUUCAAGGUUUUCCUAGUAACUGGAAGAGAUGAAGAGACACUUCGUCAGGCUACACAAGAAAAUUUGCAUAACCAAGGAUAUACUGGUUAUGAAAGGUUGAUUAUGAGGACAGCAGAUAACAAAAGACAAAGCGCAAUAACAUACAAAUCAAGAAUCAGAAAGGAAAUGAUGGAACAAGGUUACAGGAUUUGGGGUAAUGUAGGCGAUCAGUGGAGUGACUUACAAGGAGAAUAUUCAGGGGAUCGUACCUUUAAGAUUCCUAAUCCUAUGUACUUUGUUCCCUAAGACUUUUUUACUUUAACCACUUUUUCUUUCGUACACAAGGGUAUGCCUCAACUGAAGUUAUACAACAAUCAAUGUCUGAACAAAUCAAACCGCAGUUCUAGAAAACAGAUUGUGUUAGUUUUACAAUUUCUAAUAUUUGU
Molecule: messenger RNA, 1034 nt
Organism: Camelina sativa (false flax)
Lineage: Eukaryota; Viridiplantae; Streptophyta; Magnoliopsida; Brassicales; Brassicaceae
Product: acid phosphatase 1-like
Molecular function (GO): acid phosphatase activity
Source: RefSeq, a predicted model, not a curated record